Molecule: messenger RNA, 2427 nt
Organism: Haliotis rubra (blacklip abalone)
Lineage: Eukaryota; Metazoa; Mollusca; Gastropoda; Lepetellida; Haliotidae
Product: L-proline trans-4-hydroxylase-like
Exons: 10
Coding region: 110-964 (284 amino acids)
Source: RefSeq, a predicted model, not a curated record
CUUGACAGUUUGCACAGUCACGCCCGCGUCCCAGAUAGAAAAGGCGACGGAACCGACCACCGCGUCACAAGAAUUACUCUAUCGUAAUUUCUAGUAUUUCGCAACCACAAUGGAAAGAUCAGAGUUCAACUAUAGCGCCCCAUUUACGGUUACUAAUGAAAUGAAGGAAUCGUUUGGGGAAAAGGGCUAUGUCCUUAUAAGGGGUCUGUUGGAGAAGGACGAACUACAGAAAAUAAAAUCAACAUUAGAAGGCAGCGAAGAAAUCCAACGACAUUCCUUUGUUACUGAUGACAGUGAAGGGAGAAAAUCCCGCGUGUCACUUUGGUGUCAACCCGGAAAUGACGUCACGGGAAUGCUGUCCCGGAGUCAAAGAGUUGCUGGAACCUCCGCCGAACUGCUUGGGGGAGAGGUGUAUCACUACUACACGAAGCUGAUGAUGAAGGAGGCCCGGACUGGCGGACGAUUUGUGUGGCAUCAGGAUUAUGGGUAUUGGUACAACAACGGGAACCUGUAUCCUGACAUGUUGAGUGUGUUUGUUGCCAUCGACAAGUGUGAGAAGGCUAACGGAUGUCUACAGGUUCUGGAAGGUUCUCACAAAUGCGGUCGUAUUGAACACAGCAGGGUCGGAGGUCAGAUGGGGGCAGACAUGGACAGGGUGGAACAGCUGAGAUCAAGACUGCCUCAUAAAUAUAUGGAGAUGAAUCCAGGUGACGCCCUCUUCUUUCACUGCAACGUUCUCCACACCAACGCCGCCAACGUGAGCGACAAAAGACGCUGGGUGUUCAUCGCCUGCUAUAAUAAAGCCAGCAAUGACCCCGUUAUUGAGCACCACUACCCUCGUUAUAACAAGCUGGAUAUCGUGGACGACAAAGCCAUUCGUGAGUGCACAAAUGUCACCGACAUGGAUGGCAAAGCCUUCCUGGAUCCUUCAGACAACAAGACGAUCGAGGCUUCCAGAGGAUAGGGAUUUCCCUGAAGCUUCCUCGCCGCUGAUUCGUGACUGCUUCAAUAGUGCUUCAUGACUGAUUUGCUGCUUGCUGCUUCAUCUCAUUAAUGAUGAUUGAGUUACUGAUACAUUGCAAUUUUCGUUGCCCCAAAGGCAUGAUAGUGAUGAGAAAUAUAUUAUACGGUUUUUGAAGAUUCACAUUUGGGUGCCCAGAACCUCGGUCAUUGACGUCGUAUCCCAGACAUACCCGAUAUCUCAGAUACAUGAAUAUUAUUCAUGAAUAAGCUCUCACUUCAAGCUAUGGCACAUUCGUGUAAGAAGAAAGGAAGGUUUUAUUGUCUAUUAUAGAUUUUCAAAGGCCUUUGAUACAGUUAAUCACAAAAUUCUUCUGUCAAGUCUGAAAAGUCGGUGUUGGUGAUAAAUUCUAUAACAUUCUUGUACCAAUGUAUGAUAGGUUAUCGGCUUGUGUCAGAAACCUCAUGGUCUUUCAAGUCAUUGUGAUUGUAGUAUUGGUACUUGCCAGGGCUGUAUCUCCAGUCCUCAGUUGUUUUGUAAUUUUGAUUAUUUCUUUAUUAAUCAGCUUGUGGGAAGUAUGGAUCAAUUUGGUGGCUGUGGUAUAUUUAUUUACCUGAUGUAAUAAUCUAUAUGCUCUAAUGUUUGCGGAUGAUGUGUCCUCAGUCUCCGAUACUGGGCCCCUUAGACAGCAUGAAAAGUGGUGUCAUUAUGAUCAAAAGGCUGGAAGCUGUUUCAUACUACAGGUAUCUAGGUAUUAUACUGCAGGUAUUUGGGUAUUGUGUUCACUCCUAGGCUAGUAUGGACUAAAAGCUCAGACUUCUUCAGGCCAGUAAAACCCUUAAGGCUAUCUAUAAAUACCAAAAAGGAGAAGGUAAUUUGUCAUGUGUAGAUUUCAAAAUAUUUGAUGGUAUGGUUGAACCUAUUCUUUGUUCCGGUUCAGAAAUAUGGGGUGUCACGCUGGAUAUGGCGGACGUCUUUCUCUUUGGCGUCAUGUCGGAUGUAGUGAGGAAAUGUGCAUUUUGUGAAUGGUAAUCAUCAAGCGCUUAUUCCAAACGCUGCUUAAUCCUUAAUUCUGUCUAUAUCAAGAGCAAACGUUUAUGAAUAAGAGUCGAACAGUUAUGACACCAGGUGUUCGGAGGGGAGUGAGCCUUUCCUAACUAACAAACAGAUGCAAAGGCAACCUGCUGUUUACCUGAAACAAACGGGUAUAUGGUACAGGCUAAAAUAGGUGUCGCAAAUGCGUCAAGAUUGAAACCGUCCUUCCCAUGUUACAUGAAGCCUUUUCAAACAGAUACUGAGGCCUACGAUAUCGUAACCGUGAUCAAACAGCUUUUGGGAAAGAGCCGAAUGAACCUCUAUUGAAUCUGAUUGUAGUUCAAAAUGUACUUGUGAAAUGUAAACGCCAAAGAUUGAAGUGUUGGAAUAUUGCUUGAUGUACAGGGAAAAUAAACACUUUGAAAAUUGAA